This is a messenger RNA of Arachis stenosperma, 2518 nucleotides long. RefSeq lists its product as uncharacterized. Gene Ontology annotation, molecular function: protein binding. The transcript is spliced from 3 exons. Lineage: Eukaryota; Viridiplantae; Streptophyta; Magnoliopsida; Fabales; Fabaceae. The coding region runs from base 178 to 1938 and encodes 586 amino acids. The record is from RefSeq and is a predicted model, not a curated record.
GUUUUAGAUUUUUUAACCUUUUAUGAUUAAAUAUAAAUUGGACCAAGGCACAUGCGGUAGCCUCGGCCUCUCUCACCAUGAGUGGAGGGAAGCUUCGCUGAAUCUCGAAUCACUGCCCGAGUGCGAGCCACCUCCUCCCCCAACUGAAACAUCUGCAUCAAACAGGAAAAGCCAAUAAUGCCCCUUUGGUUGUCUUUGUUACCGGCGGAUAUAUCGGUAUCCGCUAUCUCGUCCACCGUGGCUGCCGCCACGGUCACUGCCGCAACCUUCUUCUUAGUCUGCAAGUCUCACCUCUGCUCUCACAAAGAAAACCUCAUAACACUCCAUCAAGAACAACCGAAGCGCAAUCCACGUGGCAAGAUCCUGUUCGUUUCGCCAAUGGGACUUUCAACUUCGGAAGGCCUCUGCAAUUUGUUAGAGUCGAAAGGCCUCGUAUUGGAGGUCGUAGAUGCUCGGAAUUAUGAUCCCGAAGAUCUACCCGAGGAGAACCUCAUCCUCCUCGUUCAUUCAACUUCGGAUUUUUGCUACCAACAUCACCGACUGUGGGCCUACAAAGAGGACGACAUCAAAGGAGCAAAGGACUUCGCCAGUUGGCUCGUUCAUAACGCGGAGCGCUUUGGGAUCGCAGCGGUUGUUGUGAAGGCUUGCAAUUUCACUGCAUUUGUCGUGGGCAAAAGGGAUGGUAAGAAUUUGAUGGCUAAGGCCACCAAUCAUUUUAGGGAUUUGGAUCACGUUCAAAACGGUAAUCAUUUUGAAGGGUGGUGGGGAAGUGUUGUUGCGACGGUUUCAGGAGAUACGGUUGCUAAUGGCAUGUGCGGGGAAUCUGAACCUGAGGAUGAUGUUGGUUGUUCUGAUCCAAAAAGCAUAUAUAUGUUGGUGGAAAAUGUGGAUGUAGUAGAUAGUAAAAGAACCUUCAGGCGCAGGAUGUUAACUAUUACCGAGGCCAACUUUAUGAAGAAUGGAAGUGUUGAUCUUGAAGAUGGAGGUCCUGUGACUGCCCAAUGGCCUGUUGGAGACGAUCUAAUAAUCGAUUCCAACUUACCAACUUUUCAAGGAUUUUGUUCCCUUGGUGGUAGCUUGUUCAUUGCUGGUGGUAUCAUGUGUAACAAUGGAGCAAAAUUUGAAUUUGAGCUAAAAUUGGAACAUUUUUUCCCUGCAAAAAUGUGGUGCCUCAAGUAUGACGGUUCAACCUGGAUUUGGAGUUUAUGCGGAAGCAUGUUCUACCACCGGAUGAAUCCCACAGUAGUCCCAUACCAUGGCAAGUUGUGCAUCUUUGGGGGUGACAUUGGAAAUGGAUAUUGGGUUGAAAUCUAUGAUCCAAAAUCAGAUUUAUGGGAAAAAAGGGAAGUGUCCGAUUAUAAGUACGUAAGCCAGACUCCUAAAUCUUACUUUUUGUGGGAGGACAGAACGGAGCCUCGUAAAAAGACCCUCAUUAUGUUUUAUUUUUCUUCUGGCAAUAAUCAGUGGCUCAACUCAUAUGACUUCGAGGCCAACCUUUGGAAAUCCCUUUACUGCAAUUUACCGCCAAUUCGUGAUUGUUGUCCUAGGAAACUAAUUCGUUUGGCAUGUAGUAAUUAUCUCCUCAUUGUUGACUCUGCCGAUAUGUGGUACAUUUAUGACUUUUCUAAGAGGAAUCUAGUGGCAGAUGUGCGCGUCAAUGGUUUGGAAGAGCUGACUGGACGGGUGUCAUAUGUUUUCUGUUGCCACUGCACCAGCGAAGAAAGUCUGAUUUAUGUCUUCAUGGAACUAGAUGAAAAGGUUGUUGAAGAACAUGGUGGUGAUCCUGACCUUAUUCCUUAUGCUAGAGUCAAGCUCCAAAUUAAUGGUAACUUUUCUGCCAAGGUUGAAUCCAAGGGUAAUCUUAAAGUUGGUCCUUAUAACAAACUCUAUAUGUUUGCUGUUGGUGACCAAGACACUAAAUUAAAUGGAGGAUUGUAGCUUAGUUUUGACUUUUGUGCAUCAUACUGGUAUGGUGACAUCAUUCAUUUUUUGGAGGAGCGGCCAAGGACCCCAUACAUUGAAAAGCCUAAUUGCUAAGUGUAAGAUUUAGACUUUAGAAUACAAUUUAGAUAGGAUGCUUGAUCCAAGUUUAAGACCGAGUUUUUGGGUAUUUAGCUAGAAUUGAGACUAUUCAACAAUUUUUCUAAUUUCACACCCAUUUUAUAUUAUUAUUAUUUUUUGUUUUCAAUUAGAUUGGGACGAUAGUCAAAUUUUGAGACUUCUGAAAUAAUUAGCUAGUAUUCAGAACAUUCAUAGGUGGAACCAGCAUCGGCUUGGUGGCAAUAAUUUUAAAGGUUUGUGUAGGGGUAGGGAUCUUCAUCCGGAACUUGUUUGUUGCGUCGGAGUGGAAGAGGGAAGAUAUAGGUGGGGUUGGAUGUUAAUAAAUAAGCCUUGUCCUUUGAAUGCUCUUUGGGCAACUUAUGUUGAACACUCCUUUUUCUUUGGAUUAUUGAUGAUGAACAAAUUUCUCUUUAUUUGAUCGAUCCAUUUGUUGUUUCACAAAUCAGUAUUAUUUUGA